GAACUAACUACAUAUAUGUUACAAAAACCGAACGUUAAGAUCGUUCAACCACUUCUCAAGUCUCAAAAGUGUCGCCAAUCGUUCAUCUUUCUCCGUCGCAAUUCGAGUUCCAGUUCAGAGGCAGCUAUCCUCGAGAGUUUGUUCAAUAUCUUCACUGGAAAGUGUAUUGUAGUCAUGGCGCAAGAAAGUGGCAAGAGAAAGAAGCCAAACAUUUUGGUGACUGGUACACCAGGGACAGGAAAGACAACCAUGUCAACUGCUCUGGCUGAAGCCACUCAGCUCAACCACAUCAAUAUUGGUGAUUUGGUCAAAGAGAAAAACUUGCAUGAUGGCUGGGAUGAUGAGCUUGAUUCUUACAUUCUUAAUGAAGAUUUGGUGUGUGAUGAACUUGAGGAUGUUAUGGAAGAGGGAGGGAACAUUGUGGACUAUCAUGGCUGUGAUUUCUUUCCUGAGCGAUGGUUUGAUUGCGUGGUUGUACUUCAAACUGAUAACUCUGUUUUGUAUGACCGUUUGAGCAAGAGAGGGUACAAAGAUUCCAAGCUUUCCAACAAUGUUGAAUGUGAAAUCUUUCAAAUUUUGCUUGAGGAGGCUAAAGAAAGUUACGCGGAGGACAAAGUUGUUGCAUUGAAAAGCGAUAAUAUUGAAGACAUUAGUAGAAAUGUUGCAACUUUGACAGAUUGGAUCAGAAAUUGGUCCAUCCCAGUAUAGGGUGUUACAAAAAGUAUAAGGGGUUCACAUUCCUCAGUCUGCAGUAUUUUCGACAUUUAUGUUAUGGGUUUUUAAUUAGACAACUGAAAAGAUGUGAGGGUAAGAAUAUUUUAGUUCAUAUUCGUUUCACAAAAAAUCAUGACUGUGAUGCAAACAAUAUUAAUUUGAGGUAGUUAUUUUGGAUCAAA
This is a messenger RNA of Trifolium pratense (red clover), 896 nucleotides long. Its product is annotated as adenylate kinase isoenzyme 6 homolog. Gene Ontology annotation, molecular function: AMP kinase activity; ATP binding; ATP hydrolysis activity. Gene Ontology annotation, cellular component: nucleus; cytoplasm. The coding region runs from base 16 to 708 and encodes 230 amino acids. Lineage: Eukaryota; Viridiplantae; Streptophyta; Magnoliopsida; Fabales; Fabaceae. The record is from RefSeq and is a predicted model, not a curated record. The transcript is spliced from 4 exons.